AAGAUCUUGAAAACUACACCAGAUCCUUGAGAGAAAACUACAUGACACUACACCAUGAGUGACAGUAAAUGUGAUAGUCAGUUUUACAGUGUUCAAGUUGCAGAUUCAACAUUCACUGUACUAAAACGGUACCAGCAAUUGAAGCCCAUAGGAUCAGGGGCACAGGGCAUUGUUUGUGCUGCAUUUGAUACAGUCCUUGGAAUAAAUGUUGCUGUGAAGAAGCUGAGUCGUCCUUUUCAGAAUCAAACCCACGCCAAAAGGGCUUACAGAGAGCUUGUGCUUUUAAAAUGUGUCAAUCACAAAAAUAUAAUUAGUUUAUUAAAUGUAUUUACACCACAGAAGUCACUAGAAGAAUUUCAAGAUGUAUACUUGGUUAUGGAGCUGAUGGAUGCAAAUUUGUGCCAGGUUAUUCAUAUGGAAUUGGAUCAUGAAAGAAUGUCUUAUCUUCUUUACCAAAUGCUAUGUGGUAUCAAACAUCUCCACUCAGCUGGUAUCAUCCACAGAGAUUUGAAACCCAGCAACAUAGUAGUAAAAUCAGAUUGUACCCUCAAAAUCCUUGAUUUUGGACUGGCAAGAACAGCCUGUACUAACUUUAUGAUGACUCCAUAUGUAGUAACACGGUAUUACAGAGCACCAGAAGUUAUCCUUGGAAUGGGAUAUAAAGAGAAUGUUGAUAUCUGGUCAGUUGGGUGCAUCAUGGGAGAAUUGGUGAAAGGUUGUGUGAUAUUCCAAGGCACUGAUCAUAUUGAUCAGUGGAAUAAAGUUAUUGAACAACUAGGAACACCAUCCGCAGACUUCAUGAAGAAACUGCAGCCUACAGUGAGGAAUUAUGUAGAAAACAGGCCAAAAUAUCCAGGUAUUAAAUUUGAAGAGCUCUUCCCAGACUGGAUAUUCCCAUCAGAAUCAGAUCGUGACAAGUUAAAAACCAGUCAAGCUAGAGAUUUAUUAUCAAAAAUGCUUGUAGUAGAUCCAGACAAGAGAAUUUCUGUAGAUGAAGCCUUACGCCAUCCUUAUAUUACUGUCUGGUAUGAUCCUGCUGUAGCAGAAGCUCCCCCACCCCAAAUCUAUGAUGCACAAUUGGAAGAAAGAGAACAUGCCAUUGAAGAAUGGAAAGAAUUAAUAUACAAAGAAGUAAUGGAUUGGGAAGAAAGGAGCAAGAAUGGUGUGGUAAAAGAUCAGCCCUCAGCACAGAUGCAGCAGUGAAUAGCAACACCAGUCCUUCCCAGUCAUCAUCUAUCAAUGACAUUUCAUCCAUGUCAACAGAGCAAACAUUGGCCUCAGAUACAGACAGCAGCCUCGAUGCCUUGACAGGACCCCUUGAAGGAUGUCGAUGAUCAGGCAGGAUUGCAGACUUGACUUUGGAAAAGAGCUCUUGCUUCCAUCGGGCUUGAAUUGCUUGUAAGUUAAUGGAACCAAGUAGAAAAACUCCAUUCUGCAUGUUCUGCUAAAGUAAUGCCUGUUUUUUUACUCAGUUGUUAUGAAAUUGCCUGCUUAAUGUUGUAGAAUGAAAGCAAAUCAAUGUCUAAAGAACAAAAAAA
This is a messenger RNA of Chaetura pelagica (chimney swift), 1538 nucleotides long. It is a transcript of the gene MAPK9, whose product is annotated as mitogen-activated protein kinase 9. The transcript is spliced from 11 exons. Bases 55 to 1203 code for a protein of 382 amino acids. Gene Ontology annotation, biological process: protein phosphorylation; JNK cascade. The record is from RefSeq and is a predicted model, not a curated record. NCBI's taxonomy places the organism in Eukaryota, Metazoa, Chordata, Aves, Apodiformes, Apodidae. Gene Ontology annotation, cellular component: nucleus; cytoplasm. Gene Ontology annotation, molecular function: JUN kinase activity; ATP binding.